Messenger RNA from Solanum tuberosum (potato), 279 nucleotides. Its product is annotated as peroxisomal (S)-2-hydroxy-acid oxidase GLO3-like. The record is from RefSeq and is a predicted model, not a curated record. Gene Ontology annotation, molecular function: oxidoreductase activity. The transcript is spliced from 2 exons. The coding region runs from base 1 to 279 and encodes 92 amino acids. NCBI's taxonomy places the organism in Eukaryota, Viridiplantae, Streptophyta, Magnoliopsida, Solanales, Solanaceae.
AUGAAAGCAAUUGAAGCAGAACUUGCAGGAGUUAUCGUCUCUAACCAUGGAACUCGGCAGCUAAAUUACACUCCAGCUACUAUUUCUGUUCUUGAAGAGGUUGAUCAACUGAUUAUCUAUGGCUUGGCUGCUAAUGGAGAAUCUGGGGUAAAACAAGUUAUUGAAAUGCUUAAGAAUGAACUAGAACAAACUAUUGCUCUUGCUGGCUGCUGCACUGUGGCAGAAAUUACCAAAAAUUAUGUCAAGACGGAGAAAGAAAGGUUCCUAGGUAGGAUGUAG